Messenger RNA from Ipomoea nil (Japanese morning glory), 3802 nucleotides. Its product is annotated as protein STRUBBELIG-RECEPTOR FAMILY 3-like. The record is from RefSeq and is a predicted model, not a curated record. Lineage: Eukaryota; Viridiplantae; Streptophyta; Magnoliopsida; Solanales; Convolvulaceae. Gene Ontology annotation, biological process: protein phosphorylation. Gene Ontology annotation, molecular function: protein kinase activity; ATP binding; protein binding. The transcript has 19 exons. The coding region runs from base 383 to 2674 and encodes 763 amino acids.
GAUUUACUACUAAAAUGCAUUAUUAACUGGGCUCUUACAUUUUUGCUCAUCAUCCACUGUAAAAAUCUCUGCUUUAUUUGGAAUCAUGCUUCUUACUGCAUUAUUUGCUCAUAAUUCAUUAGCAUUUUGUUUUUUUUUUUUUUUUAAGGUUGCUUAAGGUUCACUUUUUUUGUUUUUCUUUCAAAGUUUUGUCUUUGCUUCUUAUAAAUGCACAGAUAGAUACCCAUUUGUAUCGUUGUAGUGUUGAUUUAUUUUAUUUGAGAUUGGGAGUAGAAGAAGUUGUUAAAGUUAGGAACUUGAUGACAAACCGACAUUGUAGUAGGAUAGUUAAUUUGUACUUUUUAGCUGCUUUUGCAGAUAGGAGAGGUUUUAUGCAUUGUGUAUGCAAUGGUUUUCUUCAAAGGAGAGUAGAUUGUGGGAAAAGUUGAUAGUUUUUGGAUUAAUGGAUGGGAAGAGAUGGGCAUUUUGGUGUUUGAAUUUGAAGAUCUUGUUGGGGUUUCUCCUGAUUUUGUCUGAUGGAGCCAACCCUGGAGAUGUGGAUGCAAUUUAUACAUUAUAUGCUGCUUUGGGAUCCCCUCCUCUUCCCGGAUGGGGCGUUGAUGUGGACCCGUGUAAUGGAAAAUGGCAAGGUGUUGUGUGUGAGGAUACAAAUAUAGUGUCAAUUACAAUUAAUAGUGCCAAUUUGGGAGGUGAAUUGGGGGACAAAUUAGGAGCAUUUUCUUCUAUCAAAACAAUUGAUUUUAGUAACAACCGUAUUGGGGGCGCUAUACCAUCCAAUCUACCAGUUACUUUGCAGAGCCUUUUUCUUUCAGCUAAUGAGUUUACUGGAAGUAUUCCUGAUUCUUUGUCCUCUGUGAGUCAACUAUCAGCAAUAUCUCUGAAUGACAACAAUUUGGCUGGAGAAAUUCCCGAUUCCUUCCAAGGCCUUGUGCAUUUGGCCAAUCUAGAUUUAUCUAAUAACAAUUUAAGUGGGGUUUUGCCAUCAUCACUAGGAAAUUUAUCCCUCAUGACUCUCCAUUUGCAGAAUAAUCAGCUUUCUGGAACCCUUGAUGUUUUACAAAAUCUUCCCCUCAGAGAUUUAAACAUAGAAAAUAACCUGUUUUCAGGGCUUAUACCUCAGAAGCUCUUGGAUAUUCCUGUUUUCAGAAAUGGUGGAAACCCUUUCAGCAGUAUUAUUAGUGCUCCUUUUCCUCCAUCGUCAUCAUCCACAACACCAUCUCCGGCACUGCCAUUUUUUGGGCCUCCGACUUCAGGAAAGUUACCGCCAAUCACUGAAAGAAGACCUGGGAAUCAGACUGAUGGGCCAUCAUUUGCCGGGGAAUCAAAUUCCAAUAGUAGCAAAAGGCCAUCUGCUAAAAGGAUAGUUUGGAUAUCAAUUACAGUGGUUUGGUCAUUCAUAAUAUUGGUUUUAGCAGCCCUGCUUUGUUUGCCAAAGUGCCUUAGGGAAAUGCAAGAAACUUGCAGAGGUCCUAAGCAACACGAAUUAGCUCCAUAUAUGAGACCCAGAGAUAACCCGGGGGAUAAUGAUUCCUUGGUUCAACCAGGUCAUGAUAAAGAGAAAGCUCCCCUAGUCUUGAAGCCAAAUGAAGAUUACCAACCAAGAAAACCGGCUUCCAUUCAAAAGGACAGCCAUGUGAUUAGCCUGAGCAGAUUAGAUAUUGAUUUUAUGUUGCCACCUCCUCCUCCUCCCACAGAAGAAAGAGUUAUAAUGAAGCAUCCAAAAAGCUCACUUUUACCAACUUCAGUGAAAUCUUUCACAGUUGCAUCUCUUCAGCAAUACACCAAUAGCUUUUCUCAAGAUAAUCUUGUUGGAGCUGGAACUUUGGGCACUGUGUAUAAAGCAGAGCUUCCAGAUGGCAGGUUGUUUGCUGUUAAGAAACUUGACAAUAGAGUCUCCAAUCAACUCAAGGAUAACGAGUUUGUUGAUCUGGUAAACAACAUCCAUAAGAUUCAUCACGCCAAUGUUGUUGAAAUCACGGGUUACUGUGUGGAGCAUGGUCAAAGGCUCCUGAUCCAUGAGUAUUACAGUAACGGGACACUGCAGGAUGCCCUACACUCCAACAAUGAUGAAUUCAAGAAAACACUUUCAUGGAAUGUGCGAAUCAGGAUGGCUCUUGAAGCUGCAAGAGCCUUGGAGUAUCUGCAUGAGGUUUGUGAGCCACCAGUUAUUCACAGAAACUUCAAAUCUGCAAAUGUUCUCCUUGAUGAUGAACUGGGUGUUCAUAUCUCUGAUUGUGGUUUGGCUCCAUUGAUAUCAUCAGCAACUAUCAAUCAGUUGUCAGGACAGCUUCUUGGAAGCUAUGGUUAUGGCGCCCCGGAAGUAGAGUCAGGAAUAUAUACCUCGAAAAGUGAUGUUUACAGUUUCGGAGUGGUGAUGUUGGAACUCAUAACAGGAAGAAUGUCAUAUGACAGGACUAGGAGGCGAGGAGAGCAAUUGUUGGUGAGAUGGGCGAUACCUCAGCUCCAUGAUAUCGAUGCGUUGACAAGAAUGGCCGAUCCUUCUCUUGGCGGGAAAUACUCCGUCAAAUCGUUAUCACACUUUGCUGACAUAAUUUCCCGCUGCAUUCAGCCGGAGCCGGAGUUCAGGCCACCCAUGUCGGAAGUUGUGCAGGAUAUUGUACAGAUGAUGAUGAGGAGGGACUCUCAAUCUCCCAAUAGAUUUGAGGAUGAAUGAUAGAUUCAUGACUGCACUAACACAACUAAUACGUGGGUACCAGAUCAGAGAAGGAAUAAAAUGUAACAUAGUUGAUGAGUUUUUUUGAGUGUUUUGUCAUCCUCAUUCAUGUUUUUUUUUUUUUUUUUGGUUUUUCUUUCAUUGUUUUAAUGUUUAUUUAGGAUGCAGGUUGGCUAUGUUGCAGAAGUUCCUAAUCCAUUUGUUUGACAUUCAAUGAGUGAUUUUUUUUUUUUUAAAAAAAAAAAUAAUAAUAAUAAUAAUUGAUUUUUUAAGUUAAAAAUUUGAUUUCAUACUUAAUUUCUAUUGAGAAUAAUCCAAUCCUUUACAAGUAUAUUUUAAUAAUCCUUUAUAAGUUAGUUAUACACAAAUUUGUAUCGGUUUACAAGUUACAAGUUUAGCGGCAAUCGGGUCGGGAUCCAUUUCGCAAAGUAGAGUUGCAGAGGCGAAUUGAAGGUGUGCGAGUGCGACGCGGCGUCUCGUGAGCAGAAGAGUAGUGUAGAAAGGAUGAGCGGAGAGGCGGUGGUGUCGAAGCUGGCCGUGCUGGCUAAGUACGCGGUGUUGCCGGGAGUUAUGGCCGCCGCUGUGAUCUACUCUCCUCCCGAUUUUGUUAUUCCAAAACCUAAACCAUCAUCAUCUUCUUCUUAGGGCAGGGAUGGGACUUUCAAGAUUGCUGUUUCCCAACAGGAAAUCAUGGGAAAGAAAUCGAGGACAGUAUGAUGUAAUGCAGGAGGAAGAACAAAGUGCACCAGAAUAAAACUAGGCAAAUUCUCCACAAAUAACUUUAAAAGGAAACAUGAACAGAUUCUCUGUUCAGAUCCUACAACUGGAGCCAGAUAGUUGAUUGGGGUGGCACAGUGAGGGAACUGAGAGAGGGUCGGGUCCCCAAAUCCCAUUGUCAAUCAUCAAUAGAUUUUCUCCCAUCUUAUCAUAGUCGUCACAUCACACUGAAAAUCCCACCACCCUGUGUGAGUAAAAUCCUCCCUAGCUUCAAAUCUCCGUUUCAAGUUUUGCAAGCACUGUUUGUAGAGUGGAAGGAAAUAUGGAAUCUAAAUUUAGGAUAAUGUAAUGCUUGGUAGCUACAAGUCUACAACCAGAUGAAUCUCUACUAAAUAUACUACAUUGAGAGCA